Molecule: messenger RNA, 1318 nt
Organism: Cannabis sativa
Lineage: Eukaryota; Viridiplantae; Streptophyta; Magnoliopsida; Rosales; Cannabaceae
Product: long-chain-alcohol O-fatty-acyltransferase-like
Exons: 1
Coding region: 98-1117 (339 amino acids)
Biological process (GO): lipid metabolic process
Source: RefSeq, a predicted model, not a curated record
UUAAUUAUCAUAUUUUUCUUUGUCUCCUCGUAAUAUGGCCAACUAGAGUUAGACCAAAGCUGAUCAGUAACUAGAGAGCUACAGAGAGAGAAUAUUAAUGGAAGGUGAAAUAAACAACUUGGUGAUGGUGUGGAUAACUGUGGUGGCAUCACUCUGUUACUGUCACACAAUCGGUAACAUUAUCACGUCAGGCACAACCAGGCUCAUACCAAUCCUCCCUGUCAUACUUGUCUUCUUGGUUUUGCCUCUAAAUCUAAGGACCAUCUUUCUGGGAGGAACAAUUUCAUUCUUCGUGGCUUGGCUAGCCAACUUCAAACUUCUACUCUUUGCCUACGGUAAAGGCCCUCUUUCCUCUAAUAAUCCACUACUACCACUCCCUUUGUUUCAUUUCAUCACCUUAGCUUCCUUCCCAAUCAAAAUUCUAGAUAACCCAAUAAAUAAACAAAAGAAAUCUCUCACAAACUAUGCCAUCAAGGCACUCAUAUUCUCUACCAUCAUACCAGUUCAGCAAAACAAAUCUUAUAUAAUUUACCCAAAAGUUUUCUUGUCUAUCUACUUCAUUUACAUCUACACCUUUCUAGAGAUCAUGCUAGCCACGGUGGCAGCUUUGGUCCGAGCCACGCUCGGGGUUGAGCUGGAGCCACAUUUUGAAGAGCCGUACCUUUCCACAUCGCUACAAGACUUCUGGGGGAGGAGAUGGAAUCUCAUGGCCAGUGACAGCCUACGUUCCACGGUGUACAUUCCAGUUCGGACCAUCAUGAGCCGUUGGAUCGGGAGGAAGUGGGCCCCAGUCCCCGCGGUGAUCCCGACUUUUAUGGUGUCUGGGAUCAUACACGAGUUUAUUUUCUACAAUUUGGGAAGAUCAAAGCCUACGUGGGAAGUAACGUUGUUUUUCGUUGUGCAUGGAAUCUGUUUGGCUGCUGAGAUUGCCGUUAAGAAGGCCAUUAACAGGAAGUGGCGGCUGCCUCCGUUGGUGACGGGGUCCAUGGCGCUGGCGUUUGUCAUGACUACUGUCUUGUGGCUCUUCAUGCCGGAUCUUAUGAGAUUAGAAAUCGAUGUAAAGGCCCAUAGAGAGAUGAUAGAGUUUCUUGAAUCAAUCAAAAUGACUCGAUAUUAAAUAGGAUCAAUAACAGUGUAUCAUUGUGCUUGACAGCGACUUAGCAUUCCUCAAAUUAAGAAUUCCUCUAUAAAGAACUAUAUAAUCUUUAAGUGUUGAAGAGAAAAAAAUGUUAUAAUUAUAUCUACGUAUGAUAUGUAAUUUAACUUAAGAAUCAUUGUUUGUUCUUCCAAGAUGCAUCUUAUAAGUACUUAUUGUCAU